Molecule: messenger RNA, 1059 nt
Organism: Vicia faba (fava bean)
Lineage: Eukaryota; Viridiplantae; Streptophyta; Magnoliopsida; Fabales; Fabaceae
Source: the annotation of a GenBank genome assembly
AUGUGCGGAAGAACUCGUUGCAGUCUAAGAGCCGAUGACAUUCCGAGAGCCUGCCACCGUACCACCGCUCCCACCCGCCUUCUCCAUAUCGACCGGUAUGUGCCGUCGCAUAAUGUGUCGCCGGGAUUCAAUAUGCCUGUUGUUCGUAGAGAUGAAGCAGCUGAGAGUGAAGGCCAUGUUGUUCAUUGUAUGAAAUGGGGUUUAAUCCCCAGUUUCACUAAGAAAACGGACAAACCUGAUCACUACAAGAUGUUUAAUGCUCGAUCUGAAUCCAUUGAUGAGAAAGCUUCAUUCCGUCGCCUGCUUCCUAAAAACAGAUGCCUUGUUGCAGUAGAAGGUUUUUAUGAGUGGAAAAAAGAUGGUUCAAAGAAGCAGCCUUACUAUAUUCACUUCAAAGAUGGACGACCUCUUGUUUUUGCUGCUCUUUAUGACUCAUGGCAAAAUUCUGAAGGUGAAAUACUAUACACAUUUACUAUUGUUACAACCUCUUCCUCUUCAGCUUUUCAGUGGCUUCAUGACAGGAUGCCUGUUAUUUUGGGAGACAAGAAUUCAACUGAUACCUGGCUAAGCAGCACUUCCAGUUUUAAGAGUGUGAUGAAGCCAUAUGAAGAAUCUGAUUUGGCAUGGUACCCUGUAACACCUGCCAUGGGCAAGCCAUCAUUUAAUGGACCUGAGUGUAUAAAGGAGAUUCAAGUAAAGACAGAAGGAAACACUCCAAUAUCUAAGUUCUUUUCAAGAAAGGUGGCUGAAGAUGAAGACACAAAGCCAGAGCAUAAAACACUAUUUCAUGAACCUGUCAAGACCGAACAAGCCAAAGACCUCAGCGAAGAAGCUAAAACAGAGGAGGGUGAAAGUGACUUAAAACCCAGUGGUUCUUCCCCUUCUCAAAAUGUAACCAAAUUCCCAAUCAAGCGUGAGUAUGUUGCUAUUUCAUCAGAUUUGAAACCCUCUUUAGCAAAUAAUGACAAGUCAAGUGCAAACCCGGCAAAGAAAAAGGAAAAGACAAAGACAGCUGAUGAUAAACAACCAACCUUAUUUUCCUACUUUGGAAAAAGGUAA